AUGAUCUACGACUUGGAAUGGGAUGGCAUGCGCAGUCAAGCCAUUCCCGAUAUCCGUGGCCUUCCUACAAUUGAUUAUGCGCUAUUUCUCAUUACCGCAACUAAAUUCCAUACCGGGCAAAUAUUUCAUUUGUUCGAUGAGACCAAAUUUAUAGAAAAGCUUCACCACUUCUACGAGAACCCAGCGGAAAAUAUUCAUACGGCAGGAUUAUGGCUUCCACACUUCCUAGUCAUUAUUGCUCUUGGCAAGGCGUUUGUUGGAGCACAAAGCCGCGGGAAUAUGCCCCCUGGCUCUGAGUAUUUCAGGGCUGCUUUUAUGAUGCUCCCGGACUAUAGCUUUUUGUGGAAGGAUCCUUCUACCUCUGCAGAGAUUCUAUGUGCAUUCGCUUUGUACUUGCAGUCUAUUGACUGGAGAACCUCCGCACAUAACAUGAUUGGUCAAGCACUGCGAAUACUGCAGGUUCAUGGUUACCACCUGGAACUUUCCACCCGAUUCACCAAUAAGCAAGAUCUGAUGCGAUGGCAGAAUAUUUGGUGGACUGUGUAUGUCCUAGAGCGCCAAAUUUCCAUGCUUAUGGGUACGCCUCUUAGCAUUAGCGACAAUGACAUCAAUGUCUCAUUACCUUUUUUCCCGGAUUCUUCGCUGAAAACAGCAACCGUCGCCAUCCAUGUCAAGUUGUGCAAGGCUUUUAGCCGCAUUAUGAAUGCCCUCUAUAGAGAUAACAGGGAUCUGGGAUCUACAUUUGUGAAAAGCACACAGGAUGUUCUACAAAGAGUGGCAGGUGUAGCUUCUGAACUCCGGGAAAACUUCCCGUUACCUGACCAAGGAGCCCUGAGUGGCAUUUCUCGUGUAUCCGGGUAUUUGAAUUUGCUAUACCAUCAGUGCAUUAUGCUUGCUACUCGACCGUUUUUGUUUAUGCUAGUCGAGAGUCGAGCUAAAUCAACAGACCUUCAGGUCCAAGUUCCUGCACCUAUCCAAUUACUUCUACAAAUCUGUCUCGAUUCAGCAAAGAAAACAUCCCAGAUUUUGGGAUCUUUGCAAGAGCAAAACUUGUUAGAGUGCUUUUUGCCGUUCGAUUUGGAAAGCGCUGUCUCCGCCGGCCUUGUGAUCACUAUGACCUCGCUAAUCGGAUGGUCGACCGUGGGAAUCUGA
Molecule: messenger RNA, 1152 nt
Organism: Penicillium griseofulvum
Lineage: Eukaryota; Fungi; Ascomycota; Eurotiomycetes; Eurotiales; Aspergillaceae
Product: fungal specific transcription factor domain-containing protein
Exons: 6
Coding region: 1-1152 (383 amino acids)
Biological process (GO): DNA-templated transcription
Molecular function (GO): zinc ion binding; DNA binding
Source: RefSeq, a predicted model, not a curated record